Molecule: messenger RNA, 3582 nt
Organism: Monoraphidium neglectum
Lineage: Eukaryota; Viridiplantae; Chlorophyta; Chlorophyceae; Sphaeropleales; Selenastraceae
Exons: 3
Coding region: 1-3582 (1193 amino acids)
Source: RefSeq, a predicted model, not a curated record
AUGCUGCCCUCCCCCGCCGCCCGCCUGAGCUGCCUGCUGAUGCAUUGGGCGCUGCUGCCGCAGCUCGCGUCCGCCGCGCUGCCGGCGCUGCCGGCGCCCAUGCUUAGGGAACUGGUGCUCGUGGCCGCAGCGGCAGAGGGCAGCGCUGACCAGGAGGGGGAGUUGGGGCGAGACAAAGCAGCCGCCGCCGCCGCCGCCGCCGCCGCCGCCGACGACGACAUCCUAGUCAGCUCGGUGGCUGAUGAGGACGCGUUCGCCGACGAGCCCUCCGUCGCCGACCCCUUAUGGAUGGGCCUCGAAAGGAUUAACCCUAGCGCCUUUGCUGAGAUCAUCAUAUCAGUCGACACCGCCGCAACAUCGGCUGCCGCCGCCGCCGCCGCCAGCCCUGACGCCGCAGCUGCGGCCCCCAGCGCGCACGCCGCGGUCGACGCCGUGUGCGAGGCAAUUGUCUCCGGCCUUCGCCCCGCGGCGCCGGCGGCGCUGCUGCUCGGUGCGGCCGUCGCGUCCGCGGCGCCGGGCGUGCGCGCGAGCCGGCUGCUGCGGCACCUCCUGCGCGCGGCGGCCGGCCGCGGUUCGGUGUCCUUGGGCGACGGCGUCGCACACGCGCUGUGGCUGGUCUGCACCUCCCCCUCUGCCGACGAGACGGUCCGCAGAACCUACGCGGAAGCUGCCGCGGCGCUGCUCGCCGGCCUCCCGCCCGCGGAGGCGGCGCGCGCCGCUUCGGAUAUGAUGGCCGCCUGCGCGGCCGCGGGGGACGGCGCGGGCGCCGCGGCCGCCCUUGAGCUGUGCGAAGCGGCACUGGUUGCUGCGGCAGAGCGCGCCGACCCUGAGCUCGCCUUUGCGCUGCUGGGGGCGCCGGCGGUGCUCGAGUCGGCGUGGGAGGCUGUGUGGGCCGUCGUCGUGAACCCCGUCCGUGGCACGUUCUGCCCCAGCGCGCGCGGCCUCGCGGGGGCGCUGUCCGAGAUACCAGUUGCGGACUCGCGGCGCCUCGCGGGCGCUUGGGGGGCGCUGGUCGCGCACGGCGGCUGGGCUGAGGUGGCCACCGAGGUGCGUGCCCAGGGGCAGUCCGAUGACGCUUCUGUGGACAGCGGCUGCGGCAGGGGCGUCCCGAUUGAGGAGGUGCUUUCGGCGGUGCUGCUGCGCCUGCCGCUGGCGGCGGGCGCCGCGCACCUGGCCGCGCUCGCCGGCCAGGUCAGCCCAUCAGCGCUCGCACGGCUCGCCUCCGCCGCCUAUGCGUCGCUCGAGGCGGCGCCCGUCGCCGCCGCCGCGCCCAAGUCGUCGGGCGCGGCCGCGUGGCUGAUGGCGGCGGGCGGGCUCGAGCUGUCGCACCCGGUGCUCGCCGCCGAGCCGCGCGCGCUGCGCGUGCUGUGCGUCGCGGCUACUGCGCUGCAAGACGAUGACCUGCCCGCCUUCCUCCCGGCGGCCGCCGCGGCUGCCGACGCUGAGCGGCGCCGGCGCGACGCCGGGCCAGCGCUGCAGCUGCUGUACGCGUGCGCGGCCGAGGGGCGCGGCGGCGACGGCUUCCAGGGGCUGCUGCGGCGCAUGGCUGAGGCGCUGCCGGCGCAGCACGCGCGCGCGAUGCUGGCGGCGCUCGGCCCGCAGAUGACGCCGGCGACGCGCGCGGCGGUGGAGGGCGCCGCGGAUGCGGAGGGGCGCCUGAGGGGCGAGGCGGUUUGGCAGAUGGGCCAGGGGGGCGGCGGCGGCGGCAAAACGAACCCCGAGGCGCCAGAGCCUGCUAGCGCGCCUGCCGCCCCCGCGCCUGCCGCUGCGCUUGUCGGCGCCGCCGACGCGCCUGCCGCACCUCGUGCCGUGGCGGCCGCGCCCGCGUCCGCCGCGGAGGCGGCGGCGUUCCCGGCCGUCGCUAACCUGGCGCGACUAAUCUCAUCCGUCCCCCACGCGGCGCCGGCCGGCUCCGGCGGCUCAGAGGACGCUCUUCAAGAUCCCCAGCGCGUCGCCGGCCUGCUGCGACGCAUCAUGGCGCUCCUGUCGGACCCUGCAUGGACGCCCGGGCGCCCCGAGGCGGCCGCCGCCGCGGAGCAGCUUGCCUUGCUCGCCUUGCGCCGCGCCUGGGGCGACGGCGACGUCGCCGGCCUGGUUUGCCGCCUGCCCGCGCCGACGGCGCUGCGGCUGCUGAUGGUCGCUGGCGCUGCGUCUGGCGGGCUCGCCGCGCGCCGGCCAGCGCUGCUGUCUGCCCUCGCGCGCUGGCACGGCGCGGGCGCCGUCGCGGGCGAGCUGGCGGCGAUCUAUGAGUCAGACCGCAGCUUCCCGCUCGGGGACGUGUGCGCCCUGCUCGCCGACGGCCGCGCCGCGCUCAGCGGCGCGCCCGGCGUCGAUGCAAGCAGCGGCGGCUUUAUUGCGGCAGUCUGCGCCGUGCUCGGCAGCCUGCGGGGCGUCGCCCCGCCGGGCGCGGGCGCCGCGCGCUACACCCGUGGCUACGCCGCCGCGCUGGUCAAAGGCGGCGAGGAGGAGUUGACCGAGGACGCGGCCGCCGCCGCUGCCGCGCCGGCAGGCCUCGAGAUUGCCCCAGCCGCCGCAAGCCGCGGGCCGGUGACUGCGGGCGAGUUUGCCGAACUCUGCUGCCUGCUGCACGCGCUCGCGCCCGCGCAGCCGGCCCGCGCUCUGCUGUCGGCCCUGGGCGCGAGCCUGGGCGCGGCGCGGCUGGCCGCGGUCGACGCGGCGCUGCCGGGCGCGGCGCGGCGGGCGGUCGCGAAGGGGGCGGCGAUGGCUCUGGAGGUCGGCGCGCUCCUGAGGGGUGACGAGGGCGGCGGCGCCGAUGGUGACGUCAUCACAGAGGGUGGGCCGGGCGGCGCCGCCGGCCCUCACGGCGCCCGCGCAGGGGGGAAGCUGCAAGCCGCCGCCGCGAGCGGCGGCGGUGGCGGCGGGGCGCAGGCGGGCGGGGCGGGGGAGGCGCUUCUGGCUGCGGCGGCGUCCGGCGGCGGAAGUGGCGAGUGUGAGGAAGACGGCGGCGAGGUUGAGGGCGAGGGCGAGGGCGUGGGGGCCCACAGCGAGCGGGCCCAGGCCGCGCUGCUCGCCGCGGCCGAGAGCGGCGGAACUAGGGGAGGCCCACAGGCCGCGUGCGCCGAGGCAGCGCUGCUCGCCGCCGCCGGCGACUCUGCAGCUGCCGCCGACAGCCCCGCUGGGGACGCCAGCGCAGCCACCGCUGCAACGACCGAGGAUGGGCCAGACCGCGCCGUCCUGCAGCUACUGGAAAUCGGCGCCCUCGUCCACGCCGUCCCCAGCGCCGACCCGCGCCCCUUCCUCCGCCGCGCGCUGCGUGGCGCCGGCGCCCGAGCGCGCAUGCUGCUGCGCGCGCUGCCGCGGGAGGCGGCGGAGCUGCCCGAUGAGGUCAUUGCCCACGUGCUCGCGCUGGCAGCGCUCGAAUUUAACGCAGACCCGCAAGAAUGGGAGGGCGCAUUGCUGGACGUCUGCAUCGCCGUCAACGCAGCGGCGGCGGCGCCGCCGUCGCCGCGCGACCUGCUGUUCCCGAGCAUGCGGCGCGCGCACGCCCGGCGCGCCGCGAAGGCGCCGCGCGUCGCGCUGCUGCGGCGCCUGGUGGUCGCGCUGCAGCUGGCGGACCUAUAA